Molecule: messenger RNA, 1073 nt
Organism: Bactrocera latifrons
Lineage: Eukaryota; Metazoa; Arthropoda; Insecta; Diptera; Tephritidae
Exons: 2
Coding region: 173-1021 (282 amino acids)
Source: RefSeq, a predicted model, not a curated record
GGAUAUUUCCAGUCUCGUGUGCUAAAUAUGUGUUGUGGAUAUAAAGUGUCCUYACAGCCUGGCUAUAAAAAUUAAUAAAUAGGCGUAGUGCAGUUCAGCGGCGAUCAGUCGCUUUGAUACGUCAGAAGCCGCACAACUUUAAGAGCACAACACUUUGAAGGAUUGCUGAGAGAUGACACCUUCCAGAUUGCUGAAGUGCUUCGCGCUCAUACUUYUACUGGGAUUAGGAAGUGCGCACGCGGUGCCACUAGAUUCAGUGGCGAAUGCGCCGACUCCACAAGUUGAAGUCGUCGAUACAAAUGUAGCCGAAGCKCCAAACCCUGGGGAUGGGCAUGAAACGCCCGCAAAUGAGACUGAACUUAAGGCUGCUGCCAGCGAACAAAAACCACAAACUCUUCCGGCGUCGAAUUCAGGCAGCACGAAUGGCGAUGCAGCAACCCCGAUGUACGCCGGCUUUCUUACACCCGAGGCCAUUCAGCAGUAUAUUAGUCAAUUUGGUGCGGCCUAUCCCGGUUAUGCCGCCUAUCCGGCGCCCAUCGGCUAUGCGGCUGCUGCGCCUCCACCACCACCACCUGGCACCGGCCCCAUCUAUCCGGGUCCAUAUGUCGUGCAAACUGGCUAUGAAGGCUAUUUAGUGCCUACGGCUGAUCCAGCUGCAGAAGCUGCAAAUAAUAGCAACAGCAACUCACUUCUAAGUCCUUUCACCUAUUUGACGAACCUCUUCUCGGUGAUGAUGAUGUCGGCCUUGUUUCGCGUCGUUGCCACUGUUCUCGGUGCGAUCGGCAUGAUAUUCUUUGGCGGCGCCCUGUCCAGACUUGUCUGCAGCUUCACACCGCUUUGUAACGUCACCACUACAGCUGUGGAGUAUUUGAAGAGCGACAAUGCGGAACGUGUGGGACGCAUGAUAGCCGAGGGCAUGACACCGGAACGUGUGCGACGCGCUACGGUAUUUGUUCAGAACGCAAUACGCAAAUAUCACGAACUGCAGAAGCUUGUGGGAAGUGAUGAGAAGGAUGACUAAGGCGCAACAUGACUUUUGAUGAGKGUCUAAGGAGAGAUUUUUUUUAUUUCAA